AUGACUCGUGCAAAUGCCUUAAAAAUAGGCACGACUAGAUUGACGGACCAGAAAGGCGUCAUUAUUGCCAUUAAACAUGCGAUAGUACAUCCCAAUUAUAAACCACCCGCAAUAUAUGCAGACAUAGUUCUAAUAGAGCUCAUGAACUCUGUCACAUUUAACACAUUCACACAACCUGCCUGUCUUUAUCAGCAAUAUGACACUGUGCCUCGAAAGGCUUGGAUUACUGGCUGGGGACUCACCAGUUUCAAUGAGUGCGAGGAAUAUGUAGGCAAAAUUGCGGGUACGUCUUUUAUAACGUCUCUGACCGCUUCAUCAGACGUGCGCAAGAUAAUUCAUACCUGCGGGAGUAUGAAUCCUUUGGUGAUUAAUGGUACCGAGGCGCAAGCCAACGAGUUCCCUCACAUGGUCGCUCUGGGGAAACGCAAUGCCAAUCAAUUUGUCUUAAUGUGCGGUGGCACGUUAAUUUCACAUAACUGGGUGAUUUCCGCUGCGCAUUGCACUCAUGGAACAGAGUAA
Messenger RNA from Acromyrmex echinatior (Panamanian leafcutter ant), 519 nucleotides. RefSeq names its product serine protease snk-like. The record is from RefSeq and is a predicted model, not a curated record. NCBI's taxonomy places the organism in Eukaryota, Metazoa, Arthropoda, Insecta, Hymenoptera, Formicidae. Gene Ontology annotation, molecular function: serine-type endopeptidase activity. Gene Ontology annotation, biological process: proteolysis.